AAUGGAUGACGACAUUCUGCCAGCCCUCCAUUGGAGGGGCAGUCGCUUUGGUGUCAGCUGGUUUGGAGUCAACUUGUACACAAACUCGAUCGGAAGAAUUUCGGAGGCAACAAACUGGCAACAAAAAAUCAAAUAAAAAUAACUAGACCGGGGGGGACACUCGUUGCACCUUGGCCAAGUCUCAUGACGGCAGUAGUGUAAUAACAAUCCCCCCCGGGCUAACUGGCUAGCUGGUUAGCCAUUUGUUCGCAGUCAUGGCUUCUAGGCAGCUGAGUUCCAGGCAGCGGGAGAGGAAACUACAGCGGGACGACGACGACGACGAUGACGACUCGGAAGCCGAGGAAACGAGCCCGAGCCGCAGCCCCAGCCCGAACCUUAGCCGGGGUCCGCGUAGGUCGCAGAUCAUCCACAGCGGGCACUUCAUGGUAUCCUCGCCGCACAGCGAGCACCCGCCGAAGAAAGGCUACGACUUCGAUACCGUCAACAAACAGACCUGUCAGACGUAUCACUUCGGCAAGGCGAGCACGUCUCACAUCUCGAUCGACGCCUCGCUCACCAAACUCUUCGAGUGCAUGACGCUGGCCUACAGCGGUAAACUGGUGUCUCCCAAAUGGAAAAACUUCAAAGGUCUGAAGCUGCUGUGGAGGGACAAGAUCCGUCUCAACAACGCCAUCUGGAGGGCCUGGUACAUGCAGUAUGUGGAGAGAAGACAAAAUCCCGUUUGUCAUUUUGUGACCCCUCUGGAUGGAAACAUAGACCUGGAAGCGCAUCGCUCUUCGGAGAUGAUCACCACGGAGGGCAAAUGCUGGAAGAGAAGAAUAGAAAUAGUCAUCAGAGAGUAUCACAAGUGGAGGACCUACUUCAAAAAAAGAUUGCAGAAGCACAAGGAUGAUGACCUAUCAAGUUUGCUCAAGGGACCCAAGGAGCAGUUAGCGCUGUUUGGGGAAGUCUCUCCAGACAUGCUCCGUGCUUGCUUUUGUCAGGAUGAAGAGAGCGAGGCCCCGGUGCCCAUGGAGCUGGAGAGCCUCUUCGACAUGGAGGUGCUGAUGUCCGAGGUGUCCGACACGCUUUUUUCCACCUUGGUCUCGCAUCAGCCCCCCGCCUGGCCCAACCCCAAGGAGAACGCUCAUGCGGUGAAUGCAGACAUGAUCCAACCGGGUCUCAUGCAGUUGCAGCCCAAUCUGGACUUCUCUUUCGAUCCACUACAAGACUUAUUUCACAGUUUCCGUCCGCCCGCCUUCCUCCCCGUCCCCCCCACCGCACCAUCAGUCACCCCCCUGCCCGGCAGCAGCUCUCCGUCGCAGGGCCAGUUAUUGUCAUCCAUGCAGCUCACGGAUAGCCAACUCCCGUCUCCCAUGACCAGUGCCACCAGUGGGACCGGUGCCGGUACCAUUGAGGACAACUACUUGCCUCUUUAUUCGGGGCAGGUGGGGCUCAGCGACCACCCCGACCCCUCCCCCCAUGAUGCCCUGGUGUCCCAAUGCCUGCCGGUAGCCGUUGCACCCAUGGUCCCCUCUACCUUGGACCCCACAGCGGCCUUGGGCGAAACCGGCGUGAUCACGCCCUCUACUGCGCCGACUGCCAAUUCCGCGCGCACGCAUCCCUCGCCACCCGCCCCCCGGCUGUCGUCGCUGGUUCCGCUGUUAGCCGCCCCGAAGCCGCCGCCACCGCCGCCGCCUCACACCUUCGCCCGCCCUCAACACCUCCAGCCGACCAACGCCAACAAAAAACGAGACUUGAAGAAGAUUUCCCCUGCUAACCCGAUUGCAGCACCACAGCAGCUCUUCAUCACAGGCGUCAUCCCAGCAAUGAAAAGUGACGUGACUUCAUCUCCCGGUGUGCUGAUCACACAUUGUGGCGUGGCUGGCGGAUUCUCUGUCGUACCUCAAAGCCAAAAAUCUCCUCAGUGUAUCGUCCCCGCCGAGAACUCGUUUUGCUCCAGCCAUCGAAACCAGGAGACCUCCUGUGGUGUCGUUCAAGGCCAGGCAAAAUCCAGCCAAGGCUCCCCUUGCGCUUUAGAUCAAGUUCCAAGUCCGCAGUCCCUGAUCAGCAGCAGCACAACACCUCAGAUUCCAAGGAGAGCACGCAUCGCCGAACAGAAGCGACGAUCAAAUAUAAACCACUGCUUCAAAGCGCUCGGCGACCUGGUUCCCACUCUCAACAACUCCCCAGCCAAUAUCAGUAUUGCGGUCGCCAUGCAAAAGACGGUGGAACACGUCGAGAAGCUCAAGCAGGAGAGGGAGCAAAUGCAAGAAGACAUCAGGAAUCUGCAGGAGGAGAUCACAAACCUCAAGGCCUCCAUUAACCUGUGUCACGAUCAGAUGCCAGCCACGGGGGCGCAGGUCACGCAGCGACGCUUUGACCACAUGCAGGACAGGUUCACGGAGUACGUCAAGCUGCGUUCCCGGCAAGACUGGAAGUUCUGGAUUUUCAGCGUCAUCAUCAAGCCUCUGUUCGAAUCCUUCAACAAGAUGGUGUCGACGGCGAGCGGGACGGAGCUUUGCAAGACCACACUGGAGUGGCUCGAACGUCACUGCUCCCUGGUCGCUCUCCGGCCCAUGGUCAGCAGCAGCCUUUGCCAGUUGAGCACCAGCACGUCCAUCCUCAGUGACCCUUCCCGUUUGCCCGAAGAAGCCCUGAGGCACGCCGACGUGGAGCCUUGCUCUCAGGCCAUCUGAUGACGAUCCUCUUCCUCCUCCUCCUCUCAUCAUCAUCAUCAUCAUCAUCAUGGAGGACUGAACUCAUCUUCGUCUUUUCACCCCCCCCCAAGGGCUCCGUUUUUGUUCCCAGCUCCAGUCAAGUGCGAAAUGCAGUCUCACUGUGCCCAGUGGGCGGAGUUUUCUUUUUAUUUGGCCUUUUUGUUGAGGUGCGCAGUUUGAAAUGGACGUUUGCGCCGUUGUGGGACUGAACAUAGCCGCCGUGCUUCCCAGCCCAUCGAAGUGGCUUCCCCCUCGUUCCCAUUCCAGAUGAGGCACGCGGUCGACCUGGCGAAAGCCAAAUGGACUCGCUGGAGUCCGUUCAGAAGGUCGGCUUGCGCAAAGUAUUUUUUAUUUUUUUUGCAAGAAGAUCGUCCAUUUUGGAGGAUGUAAAAUUCAUAAUUCAUUUGAUUGAUUGAGUUGGACAAUGAUUCACAGGGUUUGAUUUUGUCAGAUUUACAUGUCAACCUGUCAACCUCGGCUAAUACCUGACCUUAUAAAAAAAAAUACGAUUGAGGAUUACUUUUGCUGGUUUGCCGUGACAAUCGUGGCGAUCGACGACGGCAUUGUCGUUGGCGAUCAGCAGGUGAGACGAUCUAGAUUUCAGCCAAAAUGGUCUUUGUGAGAUCGGUUCACAAUUUAUUUUUUUUUCCUUAUAAAAGUUGUAAUACAGCGUACAUGAUUUGAAAUGAUAAAAAAAAAAAAAAAAACGUAAAAAAUACGGGGAAAACGUACAAGUUGACAGGUAUGGAUUUACAAAAGGAUUUCGAUGACAUACAGAAUCUGUCGGCCUGAACCUGGAUCAAAUCCACCAAAAUUGUGUUACGCCACCUGCGCCACAACUUUGCGACCCAGUUUUAGAACCGGUUUCACUGAGUCUAAAAUCGAGGUUACUUUCCGUCGCCAAAUUGUCGGCAGCACGGUGGAUUUGUAAUGGAAAACGACAUAAUUCCCUGCAAUGUCAAGCCAAAUUUCCAAACCCCGUCAACUCGACUUGCCCCCGCCACAAAAAUGAAGACGCACCAGUUCUUACAUCGAACGCACGUGCGCCUGUAGACGAAAAUAAAGCACCCGAGGCUUUCCAUUGUCAUCUGUGCCAUAAUGCUUUUUAAAAAAAAUAUGAUUAUAUGAGUGACAACAGAAACAGAGAAAGCGUCAUGUUUGCCUCAACGCGGGUUAUUAUGAACAAAAUUGAAAGCAGUUUGCGUUCAAAAGGGAAAUCUCUUGCUUACGUUUGUUUUUUCCUCAUAAAGCUUGACACCAGAAUGUAGCUGGGUCCCCCCGCCCCCCCGCUUCCGUCCCUCUCGCAUUUUUGCUUUUCUGGUGAGCCACACAACCUCCAACCCUCAUAGGGAGCUUCACCCAAAUGGCAAUAAAACACACAGAUUGUUCACUCGUCUCUAAACGUGUACAGUGCAGCGAAAAAGUAGUUGGCUUCAUUUUUUUUUCUUUGGCAUUGUUUCCUCACUUUAAUAUUGUCGCUCAUCAAGUACAUGUCGAUAAUCAAAGAUGUCAAAGUAAACAUCAAACAAUUCCUUUUUCCACACAAGGGGCAGCAGGUAGCUUGGAAUUGUCUUUUCAUUUUUUUUUUCAACAUAAACAGAAUCCCAAUUUCAAAACUGCAUUUCUUGUUUACUCCGUAUGUACAUUUGUUUGACCGAAAUAUUCAAGUGGAGAAACCACCAAAAUAAGAAUUUUAGGAGGAAAAUACUUUUUCAUGGCACUGUAUAUGAACUGUAUAGAUUAUUUUGGUCCUCACCUUUCUAUUUGUACGUGCGCGUGUGUGUGUGUGUACAGUUUUUCUCUCGAUCAACAUCACGUUCUUUGUCGGGAUCUCAGGGCAGUGCCGGUGAGCGUGUGAAACAGUGUCGCAUUGUGUUGUAUAAAAGUGUUUUGGUCACCACAUCGCACAGUUUGUGCCGUUGUUCUCUCGCAACAAAUGUCAUGAAGUCACGCAGUGUCAUGUUUUUUGGCCUGAACGUUUUUAAUCAGGGAAAGACGGCCGCGCCGUGCUUUGUCCUCAACGGGUUUUGUCGCCAACAAAAUUCAGGGGUUGAGCUUUUUAUUUUU
Hippocampus zosterae (dwarf seahorse) is the source of this 4766-nucleotide messenger RNA. It is a transcript of the gene mlxip, whose product is annotated as MLX interacting protein. Gene Ontology annotation, cellular component: nucleus. The record is from RefSeq and is a predicted model, not a curated record. Bases 255 to 2678 code for a protein of 807 amino acids. Lineage: Eukaryota; Metazoa; Chordata; Actinopteri; Syngnathiformes; Syngnathidae. Gene Ontology annotation, molecular function: protein dimerization activity; DNA-binding transcription factor activity, RNA polymerase II-specific; RNA polymerase II cis-regulatory region sequence-specific DNA binding. Gene Ontology annotation, biological process: regulation of transcription by RNA polymerase II. The transcript is spliced from 17 exons.